GCGACGCUCCCCCCCCCCCCCCCCCCCCCCUCCCCAAUUCAAAAUCAACAAUCCCCCAUUUUCCCCACCUCCGAUUCGAUCGAUCGGCCGGCCGUCGUCGCCUCCCCUCCGCCGACGAGUCCAUGGAGUCCUCCGCCUCCGCCUCCACCCCUCGUCGAGGAGGAGCAGCCGUCGACUACGUCUCCAUGUCUCCGUCCCCCUCCCACACGCCCAGGAGCUCCUCCGCCCACAAGCCCACCCCAAGGCAUCGGGACCGGGAUCGGGCCGCUCUGCUCUACAACAGCGGCGGCAUCAACGCUGCCCCCACCCAGCAGCAAGAAUCCUCCACCCCAAAAGCCGCCGCCGCCACCUCCAAGGGGCCCGGGCCCGGAGGCGUCAACGUCCAGGUCCUGCUCAGAUGCAGGCCAUUGAGCGAGGAGGAACGACGCACAGGCACACCCGUGGUCAUCACUUGCAAUGACCAGAGGCGAGAGGUUUCUGUUGCCCAGAACAUUGCAAACAAGCAGAUUGAUCGCACUUUUGUAUUCGACAAGGUGUUUGGACCAAAGUCUCAACAGCAGGAUGUCUUCAACCACGCUGUUGUGCCGCUUGUCAAUGAGGUUUUGGACGGUUACAACUGCACAAUAUUUGCAUAUGGCCAGACCGGAACUGGCAAAACAUACACCAUGGAAGGAGGAGGGGGCAAAGCACUGAACGGUGACUUGCCAUCUGAUGCUGGUGUCAUUCCAAGGGCUGUCAAAUGCAUAUUUGAUAUUCUCGAGGCACAAAGAGCUGAGUACAGCAUGAAGGUUUCUUUUCUUGAGUUGUAUAAUGAGGAACUCACUGACCUUCUCGCUCCAGAGGAAUCUAAAUUCUCUGACGACAAAUCCAAGAAACCUAUGGCACUCAUGGAGGAUGGCAAGGGAGGAGUCCUUGUUAGGGGACUCGAGGAAGAGCUAGUUUCUUCAGCUGCCGAGAUCUACAGGAUACUGGACAGAGGCUCUGCAAAGAGAAAAACUGCUGAAACUCUUCUCAAUAAGCAAAGCAGUCGCUCACACUCUAUUUUCUCUAUCACCAUCCAUAUUAAGGAAUGCACACCUGAGGGUGAGGAAAUGAUCAAGUGUGGAAAGCUUAAUCUCGUUGACCUUGCUGGCUCUGAAAACAUAUCUAGGUCUGGUGCUAGAGAUGGGCGGGCACGCGAAGCAGGAGAAAUCAACAAGAGUUUGCUUACACUUGGGCGUGUCAUUAAUACUCUUGUUGAGCACUCCGGACACAUACCAUACAGGGAUAGCAAGUUAACAAGAUUGUUAAGAGAUUCCUUGGGAGGGAAGACAAAGACUUGCAUCAUAGCAACCAUUGCACCUUCGGUACACUGCCUUGAGGAGACACUAAGCACACUGGAUUAUGCGCAUCGUGCAAAACAUAUCAAGAAUAAGCCAGAGGUCAAUCAAAAGAUGAUGAAAUCUGCGCUCAUUAGAGAUUUGUACCUUGAGAUGGACCGUAUCAAGCAAGAACUAUUUGCUGCGAGGGAGAAAAAUGGUGUUUAUAUUCCGAGGGAACAAUACUUAGCAGAUGAAGCUGAAAAGAAGGCUCUGACGGAGAAACUGGAUCGUUUGGAGCUUGUUUUGGGAUCAAAAGAUAAGCAAUUAGAUGAACUUCAAGGACUCUAUGAAUCUCAGAAACUUUUGAGUGCAGAUCUAAGUGAUAAAAUUCAGAGAUUACAGAAAAAGAUGAAAGAAACUGAGUGCACCCUAGCCGAUCUUGAAGAGAGAUACAUGCAGGCAAAUGAUACAAUUAAGGAGAAGCAGUAUCUGAUAGAAAAUCUUCUUAAAUCAGAAAAAGUUCUUGUUGGUGAAGCACAAAUACUUCGAUCCGAGCUGGAGAAUACAGCAGGCGAUCUAUAUGGGUUAUUUUCAAAAUUAGAAAGGAAGGAAAAGGUUGAAGAUGCAAAUAGAAGUAUAGUUCAGCAUUUCCAUUCUCAGCUAACUCAAGACAUGAGUGUCUUGCAUAGAGCAGUUUCAACCUCGGUCUAUCAACAGGAGAGCCUACUAAACUCACUCGAAGAAGAGAUGAAAUCUUUUCUUUCCUCAAAGGGCAAGGCUGCUGGAGGACUUCAAGAGCAUGUAAGAAAGCUCAAAGAGACCGUCGAUUCUAGGAUAGUAGAAUUGCAUGGUUUUGCAAAUGAACUCAAGCACAAAUCUCAGUUGAGCUUUGGAAACCUUAAUUCGCAAGUUAUCACACAUACAUCUGGCCUUGAGGAUUGCAUGAGGGGCCUGUUGGUUGAUGCUGACCAAUUACUCGUUGAACUUCAAAAUGGGCUUUCUCAGCAAGAAAUGAGCUUUGGUACAUUUAUUGAGCAGCAGCAUGAGGAACUCUCCAGAAACUUAGCGAGAAUGAAGUCUGUUUCUGCAACUACAAUGAACUUCUUCAGAACAAUAGACUCUCAUGCUUUGGAGCUCAAGAAGGUUUUGGAAGAAUCACAGAUGGCACAUCAGAAGCAACUCUUCCAGCUUCAGAAGAAGUUUGAGGUCAUUGUUGCUGAUGAAGAGAAGUACUUGAUGGAGAAGGUAGCAGGGCUACUGGCAGAAUCAAAUGCUAGAAAGAAAAAUGUGGUUCGAGAUGAUAUAUGCAGCCUCAAUAGGACAGCUUCUGAGCGUUCUGACAACUUACAAACUGAAACUACCAAGCUUCAAGAUUUCACAUCUGCUAUGAAAGAGCAAUGGGAAGCCUACAUGCAGAGAGCUGAAGAGGCAUUCCAGCAAAACGUAUCGUCUAUUGAACAGAAGAGGUGUUUCUUGGCAGAGAAUCUUGAGCAAUGCAAGGCAAGGGUAGAAUCGUGCUCAGGACAAUGGAGUACUGCUCAAAAUUCAGUAUUAGCCCUUGCAAGAAGCCAUGCAGAAGCCACCAGUUCACUCAUAAGUGAUGUAACCGAGGAGAGCAACCAACUUAAUGCAAGAUUUUCAUCUGCUGUCAUGGCUGGAUUUGAAGAUAACGAUGUUACAAGCAAAUAUCUCCUUUGUUCUAUGGACGAUUCAUUAAAGUUGGACCAUGGCAUUUGCGAAAAUGUCAAAUCUAUCACGAUGACAUCCAGAGCAGAACUCCAUGACUUGCAACGUGGUCACUGUGAGAAGACAAAAGUAAUCACAGGGAAUGCCGACACAUCUCUAGGAGAUGAUUAUACGGUGGAUGAAGUGACUUGUUCAACACCAAGAAGGCGCGAGAUUAAGAUUCCGAGCAGCCAAUUGAUCGGGGAGUUGGUAACCCCACCUCUUGAGGAUCUGGCGAAGGCAUUCUGGGACAGCAGAACACCGACGAAGCUUGACCUAAAUGGAAAUGGGAAGCAGAGCCUGUUAGGAUCGACUCCAGAAAACCAGAGAGCCCCUCUCGCCGCGAUUAACUAGGAAGGAGUAUAUUACUGUAUACAUAAGAUAAAUGUGGUAAUGUUAAGUGGUGGUCUCGUAUGGGCUCUUGGGAACAAAUUUAUAAAAUCCACUGUAUUGGGAAGAUCAAUUAAUUCUGGAGCCUUCCAUGGGCGGUCAGGCUUAAUGAAAUUUGCUAUGAGUAUGAGAUGAUCAAGUGACAUAUUUUUGCUAA
This is a messenger RNA of Panicum virgatum (switchgrass), 3573 nucleotides long. RefSeq names its product kinesin-like protein KIN-5A. NCBI's taxonomy places the organism in Eukaryota, Viridiplantae, Streptophyta, Magnoliopsida, Poales, Poaceae. The coding region runs from base 123 to 3380 and encodes 1085 amino acids. Gene Ontology annotation, molecular function: microtubule binding; plus-end-directed microtubule motor activity; ATP binding. The record is from RefSeq and is a predicted model, not a curated record. The transcript has 22 exons. Gene Ontology annotation, biological process: microtubule-based movement.